AUGCCACAAUAUUGUGUCGAUUGUAAAAAAAUUGGCCAUGAUCAUGAUUCCUGUCGACGCAAUACAAAAGCAUCAUCAUCUAAAAAAGCUAGAGUCGCAGCCUUCAAUUCAUCAAUCAAAGCAACAUCAUUGAUGAAUCCUCCUCCUUCUACUGUUGUGCUGAGUCCUUUGCUACAAGUUUCCGCCCCUACGGGAGAACAACCAGUGGCUGAAGAUGUGUCUCCGAAUUCACAAACACAUGUCAUCACCUUGCUCCCUGCGAGAACCCUAGAGGGAUUGACCUCUGGAUUGAAAGCGACAGAGAAAAUUGGCAUUCCAAUAGAUGCCCCAGACAGUCCCUUGAUCUCAGAAAAAGGAGUAGACGCUCCAGAAGAUUUUCUGGUAGCUCAGGCUGUUAUUGAGCCUCCUCAAAAGGGUAUAUUUUGUCAUAUUGAUGUUACAAUUAAGGAUGAUGGAAGAUUGAAGCCAAAAUGUGGUUCGCGUCAAGCUAGAACCAAGUCGACAAUGAAGUUGAAAGAAUCACGUCGACAUGAUGGUCAAGCAAAGGAGAUAGACGAGAAAGAUGACAAGAUACGCAACUAUGAUUUAGUCAAGAAGAAGAAAUCAAUAAAGAAGAAUGAUGUGGACAUCCAAGGUUAUCAAGCUCAAGGACAACUCGUUGUUCAACUGAAAAAUUAA
This is a messenger RNA of Oldenlandia corymbosa var. corymbosa, 678 nucleotides long. Lineage: Eukaryota; Viridiplantae; Streptophyta; Magnoliopsida; Gentianales; Rubiaceae. The record is from the annotation of a GenBank genome assembly.